Molecule: messenger RNA, 1661 nt
Organism: Chironomus riparius
Lineage: Eukaryota; Metazoa; Arthropoda; Insecta; Diptera; Chironomidae
Source: the annotation of a GenBank genome assembly
CAUUAAAGCUUGUGACACUGGUCGAGCCGAAAGCUUUAGCAAAAAUUAUGAAAAAUUUGUCAAUGAGACAGACAAGUCAAGCUGGACAGUUUGUAAAAACUUUCGUAUUAAUUUUAUUCCUCACAUUUGUGGUUCAUUGCUGCUUAAAUUUUACUGAACUUUGGGGAAAGUUUCGUGAAGUUAAUGACGCGAUAAUUCGCCUCCAACAAAAUGGUCAACGUGGAUAUCCAGUGCUUGCGAAGGACAUUUAUACGAAAAAUGUGAAUUUUGCUGCUAGUCAGACUGAAAUUGAGAAUAUAAGAAAGUUUGAGGAUCUGAGUGAGAAGGAAAGAGCUGAAGUGAUGGAACUUGAUGAUGGAAUUACGGAUGAGAUUCGAAGGAUUAUGAAGGAACUGAAUAUCACAAAUGCUGGCGAAAAUGGUGAACCUUUGAAUAUUUUAUUCAAUCAGACAGACUACAUUAAAAAAUUGGAUCAAAUGAUGCGAGCUAAUUAUGGCUACAAUGCAUUAGCUUCUGGUAUGAUCAGCCUUAAUCGAGCUCUGCCUGACAAUCGUAGUGAAUAUUGCAAGAACAAAAAAUAUCCAAUGAACCUUCCAAAAGCAUCAGUUAUUGUCAUGGUGCAUGAUGAUGACUGGAUGUUGCUGAUGCGAACUGUUCAUUCAAUUCUACUAAGAACACCUGAUCAUUUACUUGCAGAAGUGCUGCUUGUCUUUGAUCAUUCAGACAGGAAGUACCUUCAAGAGCAUCUCGAUGAAUAUAUCAAGAAAUAUCCGAAAAUUCGACUAAUCCGUUCACAUAGAAGGCAAGGAAUCAUUCCAACUAGAAUUCUGGGCGGUAGAAACGCUGUCGGACCUGUAAUCGUGUACUUAGAUUCACACUGUGAGGUAGGACCUGGAUGGAUUGAACCUAUACUGUCUAGAAUGACAGAAGAGCCGACACUACUAGCAGGACCGAAAGUAUCUUUGAUAGAUCCAGAGACAAUGCAAGUAACACUUGAUGACUCCCCCGGAUACAUUGGAUCAUUCAGUUGGGAUUUGGUUUACAAGUAUGUGUCAAUAGAAUUUUUUGAAGGCGACAAUCCAACACCAAAGUAUGAUCCAAAGCCAUCGGCAACAAUUGUUGGAGCUGCAUUUGCAAUCAGGAAGGAUUUUUUGUUGAAAAUUGGACUUUUCGAUCCAGAUUUCGAUAUUUGGGGCAGUGAAGAUGUAGAGCUGGCUUUUAGAACUUGGAUGUGCGGUGGUCGAGUUGAGCUCAUCCCAUGCUCUGUUGUAGCUCACAUGUUUAAAUCUCACACUUACGAAACCAAAGUAAAAAGCCAAAACAGUGUCCUUUACAACAACGACAGAAUAGCUGAAAUAUGGCUUGAUGAUGAGUACAAGAAGUAUUACUACAGAUCCGUUGGAGACACAAAGAACAGAGACUAUGGAAAUAUCACAGAAAGACUAGAACUUAAGAAAGAAUUAAACUGUAAAUCAUUUAAAUGGUACAUGGAGAAUGUCAAUCCUAAGAGAUAUGUUCCGGAUAAUCUAAAGGAUGAGAACUGGUUGAAGGCACAAGAAGACAAGAAGAAGAAGGAGGAGGAGGACGAAAAGAGGAAACAAGAAGUAGAACUAAAGAAAAAUGAAAAUGAUAAGACACAAAAUGAUACAAAGAAGGCUUAA